AUACCACAACGCCCGUACUAUUAAAUCCUCCUACGUCGCACGCGCAUAUAUCCAGCAUGGGUAAAAGUAAGCUCAAGGCCGCGCUCGAUAACCUCCAGGGGCGAAACAUUAAGCUCGAGAAGCAGCGCAAGCACGAGAAGGAAGUGCAGAAGCGCAAAGAAAAGCGCAAGUCUGAGACAGCCCAGAAAGACGGCGAUGAGGAUGCUGAGGACGGCGGUGUACCUGUACCAUUGGACGAGGUAGAGGUCAAGGUCAAUGGCAAGGCGAAAAAGUCAAAGAGCGGCAAAAAGGAAGAAGUGAAGUCUGCAAAGUCUGCGCCAGCUGUCAAGGAGGUUGAUUGGGAGACGGAAGGCAGUGAGGAUGAGGACGAAGACGCCAGCGACGACGAUGAAGAGUCAGAGCGACCUGAGUUUGACCUUGCGCACAUCGACGAUAGCGACAGCGACAUCAGCUCAGACGAAGAAGAGAUGCAGGCUGAGGAGCAGACUGAGGGGCAGGCCGAGGAAGACGAAGAUGAGGAUGAUGAAGAAGAAGAGGAGGAGGAUAUUGCGCUCUCAGACCUCGACUCCGUUGCAUCAGAAGACAAGGGCGACAUUAUCCCCCACCAACGCCUCACAAUCAACAACACCGCCGCCUUGACUGCCGCCCUGAAUCGCAUACAACUUCCGUACUCGAAGCUCGCCUUCUCAGAACACCAGUCCGUGACGACCGAUGAGCCCGUCGAAAUUGCAGACGUCGAAGAUGACCUCAACCGUGAGCUCGCUUUCUACAAGCAGUGCCUCUCGUCUGUCAAGGAUGCGCGGAAAAAGCUGAAGAAGGAGGGUGUGUCGUUUUCUCGGCCGGCAGACUACUUCGCUGAGAUGGUCAAGAGUGAUGAGCACAUGGGCAAGAUCAAGCAGAAGCUCAUCGAUGCGGCAGCAGGCAAGAAGGCUGCUGCCGAGGCCAGGAAGCAGAGAGAUCUGAAGAAAUUUGGCAAGCAAGUCCAGGUCGCAAAGCUGCAAGAGCGUGCAAAGGAGAAGAGGGAAACCAUCGAGAAAAUCAGCACCCUGAAGCGCAAGCGACAGGGCGCAGAUAUCACAGCCACAAACGAGGAAGACCUCUUCGACGUUGCCGCCACCGCCGACGACUCCAAAUCCGACCGCCGCGGCCGUGGUUCGGAUGGCAAAGCAUUCAACGCCAAGCGCCAGAAGAAGGACCAGAAGUACGGAUUCGGUGGCAAGAAGCGCUUCGGAAAGAGCAACGAUGCGCAAUCCAGCGCCGACGGACGAGACUUUUCGUCACGGAAGAUGAAGGGCAAGCCUACAGGCGGUGCGAGCAAAAGGCCUGGUAAGGCCAGGAGGGCGAAGACGCACUAGGCCAUGUAAUUAUUUGGGCAUCCAAAUAAUGGGCGUGUUGUCACAUCAUGCAUGCGUACGGCGCUAUGGCGUUCAGGUAGGGAGGAUAAAAGAAGACUAUGUAUUCCAAAAGGCGCGCCAUCUCAUUAUCAUCAAGAGAUACCAAUGUACACUCCGAUGAACUCUUGU
Pyrenophora tritici-repentis Pt-1C-BFP is the source of this 1523-nucleotide messenger RNA. RefSeq names its product rRNA processing protein Ebp2. Gene Ontology annotation, cellular component: nuclear periphery; nucleolus; preribosome, large subunit precursor. Lineage: Eukaryota; Fungi; Ascomycota; Dothideomycetes; Pleosporales; Pleosporaceae. The record is from RefSeq and is a predicted model, not a curated record. Gene Ontology annotation, biological process: rRNA processing; ribosomal large subunit biogenesis.